Trichobilharzia szidati is the source of this 3981-nucleotide messenger RNA. The record is from the annotation of a GenBank genome assembly. NCBI's taxonomy places the organism in Eukaryota, Metazoa, Platyhelminthes, Trematoda, Strigeidida, Schistosomatidae.
AUGAUCAAAUGGCUCCACAAGAGGGAGAUUACUCGAUGUUAUUCCUCUCCAAUAAUCGAUUUAAGUUGUGGACUUAAGACGUAUCACCUGCGUGAAAUCUUGCCUCAGAGUGCAAUAUUCGACAUUUUUCUCGGUUUCUCAGCAGAUGGGUGCUUUUUGGUAUCAUACAAAAGUGAUUUCAAGCAUCAUAUUUUGCGAUUCUGGCUGUUCCCACCAGCUAGUACUCAACGUUGUGGAAUGUCACUUACUUUGUACGCAGAAAGAAAAUUUAUAAGAAGUUGUUACUAUCCGAACCUUCCCAGUAUUCCAUGUGUUAGAUUUGUGCAGACACUGUCAAGUCCGAAAGAGUUUCUACUACUUGCAUGCAAUGAUGAUGGCACUGGAUUCGUUGCUGCAUUUGGCCUUAUACCUGAUUUGGAUUGCAGUUCUUGUUUAGAAGCAUCAUCGAGUCGUGAUAGUCCAACUUCUAGAUCCACCUGCAGUAUUCAUUCACGAGUGUUACCUCUCAAUCUUGAUCUAUCUCACGCACAAGAAUCUUCUGCCUCAGUUAGAAGUAACGUCAGAGAUUUGAACAAUCCUCAGUUUUUAUCUUGUGAUACUCAAGAUAUUGUACCACCAUGUUUCCGUUCACGUGAUGGAACCUGUCGAUCCAAUAAUGAAGGUUCUUGUUUUGCUUCAACUGGUUUGCCUAUUGGACAAAUCCAGGUCGGUGUUUCUGCGAAUACUGGGCAUUUACGGAUUGCCUGGGCCAAUCCAGAUGCACAAGUUAAAGUAAUAUCAUGCUCCUUUGAAAAGUCUAUAAAUCCUGAUGAGUCAUCACUUUGUAAGCUUCCAAAGGGUAUGUCCACAUCAUUGGGACAUUAUCCUUCUUCAUUAGUUUAUAAGCCUCCACUUCUUACUCAUAACUACUGUUCAACAUGCUAUUCGUGGCCGGAAGAAGAUCAGCAAUGUAACAAGGAACAUGUGUCCUCAUUUUCAGUCUCAUCCGGUCAAGAUUCUACAAAAUGCAUUUUUUCACAUGAUUCACUCAAUAUUUUAUUGGUCAGUGAUUCCUUGUCAUGGCCGGAUAAUCAUUCGAAUAUGCAUCCAGAUGGUGCUGAAAGGAUAUGUCAUCAGUGUUCAUCUAACAAUUUUGCUAAUGGUGUCCAGUCAAAACGUAGGAUAUUUCCAGACGUAUGGGUUCCAUCACUGUUGUCAGACAGGCCAUGCUUUUUAUCAUGUAUUCAACUUACAUAUCUUGCAAUGCUGCAAGAUAUUCGAGCUUCGUACUUACACUGGACAUUAGUAUCACGAAAUAAGAAUAAAAUGGAUAAUACAUCUAAUCUAACCAAUACUGCGUAUACUGUUUAUCAAAAUGAAUCUUCUGAAGAGUAUGCCAGUGAAUGGAAUAUAAAUAAUUCUCCGUUAUCUUCACAUGCCAGUUCAGAUGAUGAUACAGAAGCAAUGUUAAGUAGUCCAGAUAGUGAAGAUACAAGUUCAUCUCCUGAAGACUUGUUAGUUCAUCGUCUAUCUGGCCAAUGUCACACAUCAUUUGACCUUACAGAAUGGGAGGAAUAUAUAGCACCUAAUGUACAAACUGUUACUAGUGAUGAGAAUUCUAAUUGUAGUUUAAAAAAUGAAAAGUUAUCAGGUCGUAUUAUUGCACAUUUAGAAGAGGUUGUAUUUGAUAUACCUGUCAUUUGUGUGCCUGAUGGAAAAAGAUGUAUAUACAGUAACUCUUCACCAGUACUGGUGCCUUUUAUCCCAUCUGAAGAACCUGACUUAUUGCUUGUAUACCGUAUGAAACCUGCUGAUAUUUCAUUGUGCACAAGUUUUGAUGAAGCAUCUACAGAGUGUAAUACAAUGGAUCUUCUCAGAAUUAUAGAUAUGAAUACUGGAUAUUCACUUCCUAUACCGUGUAAAGAUCAGUCUCCUAGUAAUAAUAAUAAUGAUAAUAAUACUAACCAAACUUCAUUUGGUACUCUAACUUUUCCAAUGCUCAAAAAGCUCACUUCUCAGUGUCCACAGAAUCGUAAGAUCUCAUCAUUUCAGUGUAAAAAAAGAUUGCUAUAUGAAUUGAAUAAUUCUUCUAUGGCUGGCAGGCUGGAAAGUUUGAAAUUACUUGUUGAUCCUCAGGGUGACAAUGAUACACCACACCAGUGUGUAUGUUCUCUUGAUUAUUCUUCAUUCCCGAUUAUACUGUUGCAUAGUCUUCCAUUGAAGGUGCAACGUUUAAUAGCCAAUCGAUUAAGUCGUGCUAGUCUACCUCAGUUUGUUUUAACUACUCAUGAAGGAGGUCAGUGGUCAUUGGUUCAGUUAACUAUUAGUCAUGCAAAACCGACAACAUCAUCAUCAUCAGCAUCGUCGAAUGAAUUUCAGAACAAUGAUUCAAUUCAGGUUGAUUCCAGUAAAGCGAAACCAUUGAAAGAAGUCAAUAAUAAAGAAUUCGAAUCGUCUCCAUCCCCAGAUUGGAUUUUAUCAAUUCACCUGAACAUAGAUCCGUAUACUACGGCUUAUUUUUCUGAUUCUUGUGUACAAUUCAAGUUAAAAGCCAAAGAUGCAGAUAAAAAUUGUUGGUAUUGUCCAUUUUGUUCAGCUGUUUACAAUAUCAAUGUUGGCGAUGAUGUAAAUAUCCUAAAACGACAUAUGCGUCUACAUGUUGAACUUCGUUGUUGUAUGGAUUGUGCAACUCUACUACCGAAUAGUACAUUUUCAGGGAAUUCUGAGACAUCAGAACAUGUACAUAAAUGCAGUGAAUUAAUAAGCUCUCAAACAAAAGAUGAUCCACAGUCAUUGUCUUUUAAUAAUACUAGUCAUGUUUCAACUUCAUCUUAUGAAACAAUGGAUCUUCCCAUACCAAGUUGUAGCAAGUCAUUACCAACAGGUCCUUGUACGAGCCGUACGAGUAUAAAACACCAUGUCAAUAGUGAAACAUGCGACCUUGAUAGAUUUCAAGUGUAUCAUUGUGACAACAAAGAAACUCGGUUUCAGAAGCAUGAUAUCCCCUCAAAGUCAGUUACUUUAAAUUCUUCCUCAGCAGAUAGUAGUGAAAGAAACUGGCGACGUUUUUGUACAAAAUGUAACCUCGGUUUUAAAACACCCGCUCAAUAUCAACAGCAUUUAAAGAAUGUUCAUCGAGGCAGAAAAUUUAUUUGUCAAGAGUGUAAUGCUUUAUUUAGUACAAAGGGCAAUUUAACUAAACACUUUAAUCAAGUUCACAAUCAGAAUGCUGGUUUAUCAUGUCCUAUUUGCGAAAAACAUCUUAGUAAUAAAUUCAACUUAGAACGACACAUUCGCUUGGUUCAUACAGAAAAGGAAAUUGCAUCAUCCUCUUCGGCUUCAAAGGGAAAAAACACUUCAGUCAGUGAUGUCCCACAUUCGAAUACAACUGAAUCCAAUGAAGAAUAUUCAUCACAUCAAGAUGAUAAUACAACUGUUGUUUCAACUGCCAAUGAAACAAAUCCACGUGGAUAUUAUCUUUAUCUAUCGGAUUCUGAGUGUUAUCAGUCAGUUAACACAACUGCACAAUCAACAAAUGUGAAUCAUUCUGUAACAAAACCAACCAUAAUUCAGUUGAAUCCGGAAAAUGUCGAUUCACAAUCUGUUGCUUUCGUUGCAGAUGUCAGUCUAACACCAUGUCAUCCAUCGAAUCCUGAGGCACAAAUCGGUGUUGGUGGUAAAACUUGGAAACGGAAUAUAAGUAUUGUACAGUCUUCAAAACAAACUGUUAGUGAAGAUAUAGAUUCAUGAUAGAGUGACUGUUACUGAUUUACAUUAUUCUAGGUUAUAUUUUCAUAAAAGCUUUCAUAAAAUGUACAUAAUAAACCAUAUUUUUACGUCGAUAAUUACUUUACCUUUUCCGUAUUACUAGACAGAAGUCAAUAAAGAAAUGUGUUCUUAUUAUGAAAGCAGUGCAAAUAAAAAUACAAUUUUGUAUUUGGGUAAUGAAAAAUAUUUAUUAGAUCUUUGUAUGUUAACAAUCUGAUUGACGGGUAAUCAAGA